CCGCAUUGGUUUAAAAUCGCGAGGAACCUGAAAAAAGGUCGCCACUCUUCUGAGUUUGCGAUCUCAGAGUCCAAGAUGGACAAAGUCUGUGCAAUUUUUGGAGGUUCCCGGGGCAUUGGCAGGGCGGUGGCCCAGUUACUGGCCCGGAAAGGCUACCAACUGGCGAUUAUCGCCAGGAACAUGGACGUGGCCAAAGCCGCCGCCGGGGAGCUCGGCGGUAAUCAUUUGGCAUUCAGCUGUGAUGUUGCCAAAGAACAUGAUGUUCAAAAUACAUUUGAAGAGAUGGAAAAACAUUUAGGUCGAGUUAAUUUCUUGGUAAAUGCAGCUGGUAUUAACAGGGAUAGCCUUUUGGUAAGAACUAAAACUGAAGAUAUGAUAUCUCAGCUUCACACUAACCUCUUGGGUUCCAUGCUGACAUGUAAAGCGGCUGUGAAGACUAUGAUUCAGCAACAAGGAGGGUCUAUUGUUAAUGUAGGAAGUAUUGUUGGUUUAAAAGGCAACUCUGGCCAGUCUGUCUAUAGCGCCAGUAAAGGAGGAUUAGUUGGAUUUUCACGUGCUCUUGCUAAAGAGGUAGCAAGAAAGAAAAUUAGAGUGAAUGUGGUCGCACCAGGAUUUAUUCGCACAGAUAUGACUAAAGACUUGAAAGAAGAACAUUUAAAGAAAAACAUUCCUCUGGGGAGGUUUGGAGAACCUACUGAAGUGGCACAUGCAGUUGUGUUUCUUUUAGAAACGCCAUAUAUUACAGGGCAUGUUCUAGUAGUGGAUGGGGGAUUACAACUCGUAAUAUAAUUUACAGAUGGUUCAACACUAAGGCCUAGAAUCAAGAACACACUUGGGC
Molecule: messenger RNA, 838 nt
Organism: Chrysochloris asiatica (Cape golden mole)
Lineage: Eukaryota; Metazoa; Chordata; Mammalia; Afrosoricida; Chrysochloridae
Gene: CBR4
Product: carbonyl reductase 4
Exons: 5
Coding region: 76-789 (237 amino acids)
Biological process (GO): fatty acid biosynthetic process
Molecular function (GO): quinone binding; oxidoreductase activity, acting on the CH-OH group of donors, NAD or NADP as acceptor
Source: RefSeq, a predicted model, not a curated record